CAAAAUUUGUCGAAGCUUUUGUAUACUCAGAGUCUAGACAUAAUUAUUUUUUGUCCAGUAUGGAUAUGGAUCCUAACGGUCAGAUAAUUUAUUUAUCUACAAAUCAUGGUAUAUUUGGAAUAAAAGAUACCCGUGAACCGAUAGAAACUUUUACGGAAUAUAAAUUACAUGAACAUAAAAUUGGAUGCAUUUCGAUCAAUAAAAUUCAUCCUCAAUAUCUUGUCACAUCAUCUUUGGAUAGAACUAUGUGUCUUUGGGACAUUCGUAAAUUGGAUCCUAAAAAAUCAACCGAAAUUCAAAAAAUUCAGUAUAGCAAUGCAGUUACCAGUGCUUAUUGGAGUCCAAAUGGUAAUCAAGUUGUAUCAUCCAGCUUUGAUGACACGGUGAAAGUGUAUGAUUUUGACGAGCAAAGUAACUUAAAAGCAAGACACCAAAUUCCUCAUAACAACAGAACGGGAAGGCAAGUUUUAUAG
Racocetra persica is the source of this 473-nucleotide messenger RNA. NCBI's taxonomy places the organism in Eukaryota, Fungi, Glomeromycota, Glomeromycetes, Diversisporales, Gigasporaceae. The record is from the annotation of a GenBank genome assembly.